CCUCAGAAUCUGAAAAGCAUCACAGGAGCCUCUGGAUAAAGAGCAGCUUCAGGAGCAGGGCUAGGAGACAGAGGAUUUCUGCACAGAGAUAAAACAUGAAACAGAUGUGAGGAAGCAGUAUGGAGCUCAAGAGAGGAAAGACCUUCAUAAAAUCCAGUGUGCAACAUGAGAAAGUGCCACCAGUGCAUGCAGCUCCUACCAACAAAGAUGAGAUGGGCAAGGAUAAAAAGGCAGCUCUGGAGGGAAACCAAAGUGUGGCCGAAGUCCAGCUGGCAUGUUUGGCCACACACAAGAAUUACAGAUUUUCUACCAGAGCAGCAAGGAGUGGAGCUGGUGGUCACAACCUGGAAAAAUCAUCUGGCUCCUCCUACAAGCUUGUAAGGAAGAGUAAAACCCAUGAAUGUGUUGCUGAGGCAGACAAAACAGAGAACUGCAGCCCCAGCAGCAGGGCUUGCGAGGAGGGUUUUGUUGGAAAGGGCAAGGGCCGGCUUGUAAAUAGCAUCAGCUUUUCAGGGAUGUCCAGCUCCAGCAGUAAGAAGGAGUGUGUGGUCAGCCCCAGCCAGUCUGCCUGCAGCAGUCAGAUGAUUGAUUACAGGAACUUUGUGCCACAGAUGCCUUUUGUACCAGCUGUCGCAAAAACCAUUCCCAGGAAGAGGAUUUCCCUCAAGAGAUCUAAGAAAGGGCUCAGAGAUAUAUUUCAUAUAAGGAAAAACAAACCAGAGAGCCUCUCAUUUCUGGUGGAGAAGGACAAGAACCUGUCCUCUCCAGGCUGCAAGAGUGAGUUGUCUGGACGUCUUGCAAAGUAUCUUUUCAAAACUGGAGAAGCUUGUGCAGCUGAUUGCUUGUCACAGGACUGCUCAGACAGUGAACUGCAGUCUGACUCCUCCUAUGACUACUGCAAUGCCCUGUGUGAAGAUGUUGCCUCUCUGAAGAGCUUUGACUCCCUCACUGGCUGUGGGGAAAUCUUUGCUGAUGAGAGCUCUGCUCACCUGGAGCUGGAGAACAGCAAAGACCUUCUGUUGAGGCGAAGCAAGCACAAAGACAGCCCUGGCAUGGGCUCCUUCCAAGGUGGGGUGGAGCAGCUGGCCUCUCCUGGCCAACAUGAGACAGUGGAAUUCGCAAAGUUUUGGGACAACAUCAACAAAUCAGUAAGGCUGCAUCAGAGUGCUCUGUUUGAAAAGAAGUUACUGAAAAUACCUGGUUCUGACACAGAAAAGGAUAGAAGUCAGGCUGCUGUACUGGUCACAGACCCCCAAGUGUCACCUGAUAAAGAAGGUGACAAUUCCAAAGCCAGCUCCACAGAAACAGAAACACCAAAAAGUGAAAACCAGGAAUCCACAUCCACGAGUGAUGAAGGCUACUAUGAUUCAUUCUCUCCUGGACAAGAUGAUGAACUGAAGGAAGCUCAGACCCCUGGUGUCCCAGGUAGAUUUCCAAGAGACAGCUACAGUGGAGAUGCCCUUUAUGAGCUCUUCUAUGACCCAAAUGAAGUCAAAGUAAACCCUGUUCUUGAUGAUGACUUGUGUGCCUCUGAAAGUGUUUCAGAGCAAGCCAUUGAAAUCCCUUUGUCCAUUUACAGCUUUCAUGUUGGAGCUGAGGAGAACAUGGCUUCCCAACCAACUCUAGACAUCAUUAGCCAGGGUUUUUUCCACAGCACAUGGAAAGGCAAGGAAUGUUUGCUAAAGCUCUGUGAUACUGAACUUUCCCUGACCAUGGGGAUAAUAAACUGGCUACGAAAACACUCGGGACUCAUCUCUUCCCCUGACUCUCUUCAGAGUCCUCAAUCACAGCCAGAAAAAUCUAAUGAGUCAUUGGUCCUGCCCAGUCACAGUCCAGAGCAGAAAGGGAGCACAGAAGCUCAGCAGGAGAUACCAGGCAAGGGUGAGUCUAAUACACUUAAUGUAUGUGUGCCUUUGGAGGAAAGCAAACACACAACCCAGACCUCUUCAGUAAACAUUGCUGGAAGAGACCACAGCCUGGAUUCCUGCCUGAACACAUCUGAUCUGGAUUUCCAAGGAAGAGAAGGGAGUCACCACAAGGAUUUACCUACAGUGCCUGGGACUGUGGAAACCACCAGAUCAUCAAGUUAUGCACCACAAUCACAGGCUAACAGAGACAACCUGCAGACAUCUUCAGUGGAGAAGGUAGCCAUUUCCCUGGGAUGUGAGACAUAUGGAGAUAAAAAUCCACUCCCAGAAAAGCUGAACAGAGAGAGUGGCUCCCAGAGCUCUGAAAAUCCUUCAUUAGAUGAUAAUCACGAAGUAGAAUCAUGUUACUCCUACAAGACAGCUGCAACCUCACUCCGAGAUCCCCUUGAGAGGGAAGACAAAAAUAAAUCAGUGUAUCACUCCCUCUCUAUUUCCUGUGACAAACCACUGCAGCCUCUAACCCUCACUAACAAUCACUUCCAGAGCUACGUGAGCCCCACACCAACAGAAAGCAGCACUAAUAUAGUGCAGCUCUUAGAGCACUGUGUAACCCAGGUGGCAUCAUUAAAAAUCAGCUAUGAAAACCAGCACCUGGAAGACAAAUACAUCGGAAAUGAAAUGAACAGUAUCAUUCAUAAGAUGUCUCAGUACAAAAACAAGUUAUUGUUACACAAUGAAUGCAGCUGCCUCGCUCAAAUUCCAGAAUACCCCAGUAUUCCUAGCACAAACCAAUACAACUAUGACACAAGUUUCCAGUCUAGCAGUCUUUAUAACUUAAAGCAGAAUGGGGAGCAAAUUUGCUCUGAAGAUCAGAAAAGUAGAGCAAAAAUCCUAGAUGAGAUUACUCAAAGCAAGAUCAAUUUUGAAUAUGCCCAGCUGAAUAAUCAAGCACUCUCCUAUUUAAAGGACUUUGGUCUCAGUCCAAGUGAUUCUGGCCCUGAGACAUCUCUUAGCAGACCAACAUUUUUACCUCUCUUUAACUCUGUCUGCCCAGACAUAGCUGGUACCUUCUCCCAGGGCUCACACAGCACGGUUGUCUGUCUGUCUGACCCACUGCAGCCUGAGGAGGCCAAGCAGUGCAGCCCAGGGCCCUGGAACUGUGGAGAGAGCUCCUGCCAUGGCCUGGCUGCAGGGACUGCUCUGUCCCCUCUCCUAGAGGCAGUAGCCCUGGAUACAGCCGUGACAGCCAGGAACCACCAGUGACACACCUGCAUGGAGAAGGUGCAACACUGAAGAAUUUGUAGAUAUGGAUGCACCCCCAACACAGCAUAGCAUGACAGUUCCAUGAUGCUAUACCAAGACCAAAAUCAACAAGGAUUUCUCUCUGGAGAUCUCACCAGAAGUGUUGCAGCAGAAAAUCAUGCCAGUCUAUUGGAAUGACAGGCACAGUUAGGAGUUCUGGACAACCACACACCCCUGAAGCCAUAGUUGCAGAUGGCUGGUAACACAUACUCUUUUUUAAAAACAAAACCAAACCCAUGUUCAGUAGGGUUUUGAAAAAAUUCAUGCCGUGAUAAUGUUUAAGAAAAAAAUGAUAGCAUAAUUCUGUCAUAUCGUGCCACACAACAAUUGAAAAUAUCACUAUAUUUUUAAAAUACAGGUAUGUGCAGAAUGAGCUUUUAUUUGGGAAGCUGUUCUGAAGAGAUAAAAUAGUUUUCUGUUGUACUAAUUUUUCUUUAAUUUUAGAGAAAAUCUUUAUAUAUUUUAUGGCAACAAAGCCACAAGGUUCUAGACUGCAAAUUACAAUGGUAUGGCAAGAUACUGCCUAGGAAAAGGUAUUUUUUAAACAAACAAAACUAUCAGGAAGCAUAAUAUAGGAUGCCCUAUAUGCCCAAAACCAUGUGUUUAUCAUAGAAGAAAUUGUGAGUAGAAUAAUGAAUUGUAUGUGAAAAUCACUAUCAAAAAGAUUAAUUGAUUCCAUUUUAAAUGAGAGAAAACAUGUUUUUAAUAUCCAUGAUAACAGCUGCACUUAACUUAUAUGAAGUCUUCCUUUUCUAAUUGAAAAGCUAUUCUCCAAGUACUAGAUAAGAUAUGCUGUUAACCCAGUUUUCUUUUUUUUUGUGGCAUUCUUGGAGUUAGUUUAACAGUCAUUUUCAUACCUCAGGUUGAACCUGGUCUCGGCUGUCUUAUAUUUUGAGAAUAAAUUGAAAAAAAACCUACAUCUACAUGCUUUGUAGACAAAAUUUGAUGAUUAAAUGGACCGCCGCGGCCAUGGUGUGUUUAUAGAGAUCUUUACAAGCUCCUUGUUGGUAUCCUGUCUUGGACAGUAUUUGGGGGCAGUAUCUUUCCCCUGAGAUUUGCUGUCAUGGGGAAAAGUGGAAGAAGGACAUGAGUCUGGGAACUGCAGCAAGGGAAAACUGCCUUAGAUUAGAUGCCUGAAUUUUGAUGUCAAAAGUUAAUUUCUACCUUUGAUCAUUAAUAAUGUAAAGAACAUAUAACCACAGUAUUUAAGAGAUGUCUGCAUUUUGCAGAAUCUGGGUUUUAAAAUGCAUGAUAUAGCAGGACUAGGAAGUUAUAAAGUGAAAUCACAUCCCCUAGCUAUGGAGCUUUCUCAGUAUUACUUGACACUUACAAAGAGGAGAGCUUCUCUCUAACACUCCAAGACUGCCAGCACAAAUCAACUUUGAGAACGCACUCAUUUUACCACAAGUAUCUCCUGAAAUAUAGAUUAUAAGGGGCUAAGAUCCUCUUUCAUGGCACACAAUUUUAUUUCUGAAGACUGCUUUGAAGUUGCCAUUUAACCUACAAAAGCCUGAAACACCAAGGAGUUUGUCAUACAGGCAUUUUUCCUUAAAAUACUAAGGGACACAUUAGAAUUGAACUAACCAAAUAAUAAUAAACAUAGGGCUUAAUAUUCCAGCAACAGACAGUCUGUGCAAAAACUGGUUGUUCCUCACACAAGCGAUCCCUUUCUUUUUGUAAUUACCACAGUAGCCUCCUUCAGUUCACCAACAUUUCUCGUAAUGAAGAGCCCAGAAACUCGAGGACCAGAGGCAGAAUUUCUCCUCCUUGCAGCACACUGCACAUCUCUUCCCUGGAUUUCAGGCUGAGUGACUGACUUCAUGGAGGAAAGCAAAGGCAACAGAAAGAAAAGUCAUCUUGUUCCCACAUAUCAAAGGAGACAGUAUUUCGGUGGAGACUGUUUUUUCUACCCUACAGGCACAGAGCAACAAAUGAUUUGUCUAACUUUAUUUACCUCCAGGUGUCUAGGUUCAGCAUUGACAUAAACAGCCUUUCCAGGUCCCUCUGGAUGGCAUCCCUUCCCUCCAGCACGUUGAUUGUUCCACAUAUCUUGGUGUCACUGGCAAACUUGCUGAGGUGCACUUGGUCCCACUGUCCGUGUUAAAUAUGGCCAGUGGUUGACCACCACACUUUGAGUGCAACCAUACAGCUACUUCCUUACCCACUGAGUGGUCCUUCCACUUUCUGGUUAAAAGCCAAGGAUGUCAUGUGGGUCAGUUUCAAAUGCUCUGCACAGGUUCAUGGAGAUGUGACUUGCUCUCCCUUUGUCUACUAGUGCUGUAAGGUCACCAAAUUUCACAGAAUGACUGGGUUGGAAGAGACCCUGCAAGAUCAUCGAGUCCAAUCCAUGCCCCAACAACUCAACUAAACCCUGACACCCAGUGCCACAUCCAGUCUGUUUUUAAACACAUCCAGGGAUGGUGACUCCACCACUUCCCUGGGCAGACCAUCCAGAACUUUAUCACCCUUUCUGUAAAAAACUUCUUUCCUAAUAUCCAACCUAUAUUUUCCUUUGUCAGGCAUGAUUUGCCCUCAGUGAAGUCAUGAUGGCUGUCCCAAUCACUUCCAAUAUUUUCCAUGUGCCUUAACACAGUUUCCACAAUGAUCUGUGCUAUGACCUUGCUGGGCACAGAGGUGAGACUGACUAUAGUUCUCCAGGACUCUCUUUAAUCCCUUUUUAAGGAUGGGUGUUAUUUUUCCCCUUUUACAGUCAUUGGGAACUUCACUGGACUGCUGUGACUUCUUGAAAUAUGAUUAAUAAUGGCUCAUCCACUUCUUCCACUACUUCACUUAGGACCUGCAAAUGAAUCUUGUCAGAUUUCAUGGACCUUUGCACCUCCAGGUGGCUUAGAUGUUCUUGAACAUGAUCUUCUCCUACAGUGCACAGCUCUUCAUUUUUCCAGUCCUUGCCUUUGUCUUCUGUGACUCAGCCAGUGUGGCUGGAACACUUGUUAGUGAAAACCAGCAAAAAAAAGGACUGAGUAACUCAGUCUUCUCUGCAUUCUGAGUAACCAAGCCUAAUGUUUCCUUCCAGGCAGGGCUCAUUAUUUCCCCAAUCUUUCUUUUAUCACUGACAUACCUAUGGAAGCUAUUCUUGGUGCCCUUGCUGUCCCUGACCAGAUUUCACUCUGUCAGGGCUUUAGCUUUUUUCACCUAAUCCCUGUCUGCUUGCACAAUGCUGGUGAGAACAAUUUCUGUGUAUUCCUAAGUUUUCUUGCUUCCAUUCACAUUGACUUAUUUUUUUGUGUUUGUUCAGGAGCUUCUUGUUCAUCCAUGCAGGCUUCCUGGCCUUUUUACCUCAUUUCAUCUUUUUUGGGAUGCCUUUCUCCUGAGCUUGGAGGAGAUGAUCCUUGAGUAUCAACCAGCUUUCUUGAACCCCUUUUCUCUCCAGGGCUUUACUUCAUGGUAUCCUACCAAGCAGAUCCCUCCUUAAGAGACCAAAAUCUGCUCUCCAGAAAUCCAGGGCAGUGAUCUUGCUGUGCAGCCUCCUCACACUUGCACCCUGACACUCUAAGGUCCUGGGUUCAAUCCAUGCUGCCAAAAGAACAACUGUGGGUCUGCAUUACACACCAUGGAGAAAAUGCUUCUGGGUAGUCUGUUCCAGCUCUCCCUGUGGAGCUGCAUGGCUACUGAUGCAAUGUUGGGGAAAGCUCAAAAAUCUUUGGGGCUUAAUCAAUCUCCAUUUAAAUAAGCAAGAGAAAAUUCCCCUCCUCGAGGUCAUAUUAAAUAAGGUGUUUACUAAGAUUGUCUGUACAUGAGUUUAAAGGAGAAUCUUUAAAUUAAAUUUGUUAUAUUACCCAAGCAACAUCUCUUUAACAAAUGAAGACAUGCUGGUGGAAUUAAUGUGAGUUUUAAUAUUCACUGAAUGUAAGUAUUCAAUUUCUCAUGCAGUAUGUAGCUGUGAGAACAGCCUGCCUUCAGCCUAACAUAUUGUCAUUCCCCUUUGGUGUUAGAUGGAUUUUUUAAACUUUUCAAUGGAUGUAACAGAAAAUUAAGAUAAAAUAUGAAAACUUCUUCAGAUUUUUGUGGGUACAAAACUUCAAAGCAGCUUGCAUGAAAAUAUUCACCUACUUCUUGUCCUGGUUUUGCAAGACUGGGAGCAGUGACUGGUGGUGUCCAGGCAAAGAUCAGAAUAGUAAUUAAAAGAACAAUAUGUUUAUGCUGAAGACAACAUCUAAAAAGGAAAAAAGGGGUUUCCCCCUCCCCUCAUCUUAUGGUUCAUUAAAAAUGUAAAAACAUUUUUCCGGAAAAAUUAUUUAAAGUAAAGCUGUAUUCUUCUCAAGACAUCAGUUCUUGACAUUUCUUCUUUUAAUGCAGAAUUCAUUGGAAUUCCCAGCACAAAGGCCAGGUACCCUUAACAAACCCACAUGUACUGCUAUGAGUGGAGAGAGCACUCACCCCUUUAAAAACUGCAGUGCAAAUAAUCUCAUACUAGUAAAAAUGUCUGAAAAAAUGUAGGAAGAAAUACCAGACCCACAUGAAUUGUCAGGUAAGUGUUCCUUCCAAAAGCAAAGUAUUAAAACAGUCAGGUAUCCCAGGAAGGGAUGGGAACUUAGGCACAAGUCCCAGAGCAACUCUUGCUUCACUCACAAUAUUCCAUUGUUCUCAGUAAGUUGGAGCACUUGGUGGCAGGAUAUUGGAAAUGCUGACACUUUACAGCAAAUGAACAGGAUGCACAAUAAAGUUGCAGGUAAAAUGAGGAAUAUUUAAGAGAGAACAAUGUUGCAUAUUCUGACUUCUACUUAAGGAAAAGAAUGAAACUUCUUGAUCGACAAUGUAUAUGCAUGGUACAUAUAUAUAUUAUAAUAAUAAGUGUGUAUACACACACUUAAAAAAAGGAUUUGUGUAAACUUAAGUUCAAGAAUAGGGAAGAAAUAUCAAGCAGGUACCUUUUGAAAAUCUGAGUAGCAGAUUAAUAAAAUUUCAGUACAAACAUGGUUUAUUAUGUAACUAAGAUACAUGCAUUUAUAUGCUGUUUAACCUAUUUUGUUAACUAUUUUUCAUAUAUGUCAUAUCUAAUGUACAUAUGCUUUAUGUAUUAUAUUUUAGUUACCAUAUUCUACAUUACAUAUU
Passer montanus (Eurasian tree sparrow) is the source of this 8243-nucleotide messenger RNA. RefSeq names its product APC membrane recruitment protein 3 (gene AMER3). Gene Ontology annotation, biological process: regulation of canonical Wnt signaling pathway. Bases 120 to 3131 code for a protein of 1003 amino acids. NCBI's taxonomy places the organism in Eukaryota, Metazoa, Chordata, Aves, Passeriformes, Passeridae. Gene Ontology annotation, cellular component: plasma membrane. Gene Ontology annotation, molecular function: beta-catenin binding; phosphatidylinositol-4,5-bisphosphate binding. The transcript has 3 exons. The record is from RefSeq and is a predicted model, not a curated record.